Balearica regulorum gibbericeps (East African grey crowned-crane) is the source of this 1134-nucleotide messenger RNA. Lineage: Eukaryota; Metazoa; Chordata; Aves; Gruiformes; Gruidae. The record is from RefSeq and is a predicted model, not a curated record.
ACCAAGGAUGGCAUUCAGAAGAACUUGGAGAAUGAAAUCAUCAAAUACAAAUUUAAGACCUCUUUCUUUGAUAUAUUUGUCUUGGCUUUCUUUCGGUUUUUUGUGUUGCUGCUGGCCUAUGCAAUCGUAAAGCUGCGCCACUGGUGGGUCAUAGCGGUCACUACAUUGGUAUCCAGUGCCUUCCUGAUCGUGAAGGUCAUCCUCUCCGAGCUUCUGACCAAAGGGGCUUUUGGCUAUUUACUUCCUAUCGUCUCGUUUGUCAUUGCUUGGCUAGAGACUUGGUUCCUGGAUUUUAAAGUCCUAACUCAGGAAGCAGAAGAGGAACGAUGGUACCUGGCAGCCCAGGCUGCAGCCUCUCGUGGCCCCCUGCUCUACCCCAGAGCCCUUUCCGAGGGACAGUUCUACUCCCCGCCAGAGUCCUUUGCAGGGUCGGACAACGAGUCAGACGAGGAAGGUGCAGGGAGGAAGGCGUUGACAGCUCAGGAGAAAGAGUAUGUCCGACAAGGCAAAGAUGCGAUGGAGGUUGUGGACCAAAUCCUCGCCCAGGAGGAGAACUGGAAGUUCGAGAAAAACAAUGACUUUGGUGAUGUUGUUUACACUUUUGAAAUACCUUUCCAUGGCAAGACCUUUAUUUUAAAGGCUUUCCUGCAGUGCUCUGCUGAAACAGUUUACCAGGAGGUUAUUCUCCAGCCUGAGAAGAUGAUCCUGUGGAACAGAACGGUGGCAGCUUGCCAGAUCUUGCAGCGGGUUGAAGACAACACGAUCGUCUCAUACGACGUGGCAGCUGGGGCCGCAGGCGGUGUUGUUUCCCCGAGGGAUUUUGUGAACGUGCGCCGGAUCGAGAGAAGAAGAGACAGGUACAUUUCCUCAGGGAUGUCGACCACGCACAGCCUGAAGCCUCCGCUCUCCAAGUAUGUCAGGGGCGAGAACGGACCCGGAGGAUUCAUCGUACUGAAAUGUCCCAGCAACCCCAGGGUCUGCACCUUCAUCUGGAUUCUCAACACGGACCUGAAGGGUCGCCUGCCCCGUUACCUGAUUCACCAGAGCCUGGCUGCCACCAUGUUCGAGUUCGCCUUCCACCUCCGCCAGCGGGUCAGCGAGCUCUCCGGCAAGCCAUGAGCAGCGGGGACCUGC